AUGAGCUCUUCCUCCUCCUCCCGCUUCUUCUUCUUCUUCUUCUUCUUCUGCCUCAACUUUCUGGUGCUCGUGGUGCUCGGCGGAGUGGCGGACAGACGGCGUCGUGCCGUCGACGACUACUGGUACUACUCGAACCAAGUGCUCAACAAUUUGGUGGCCGACAACGUGCUCGGCGGUCCCACUUCUCUCGGCAAGUUAUCCACAAACAUUCUGACGGCGGGCGACGGCGGUUUUUUCAGGAUGGGCACAGGUUCCGCACGUCUACAGCCCAAUGUUCUCGCCUGUUUUCGGACGAUAG
Messenger RNA from Caenorhabditis sp. 36 PRJEB53466, 298 nucleotides. The record is from the annotation of a GenBank genome assembly. Lineage: Eukaryota; Metazoa; Nematoda; Chromadorea; Rhabditida; Rhabditidae.